AUGUUUUCUUCUUUUUUUAUAAGCAAAAUUAAUAAUCUUUUUUUUUUCAACCAUUUGAAUAAUAUAUUUUACAAAAAUAUUCAGUCAAGAUAUCAUAAAAUUAUAAAACCUAGAAAUAUUAUUAAAAUAUGGAAAAUUCAAAAGGGGGAUGAAGUAAAAAUAAUAUCAGGAAAGGAAAAAGGAAAAAUUGGUGAAGUGUUAAGCUGUGAUAAGUUUAGAAAUAUGGUAAAAGUAAAAGGAUGUAACUUAAGAAAAAUUUUUGUUGAUAAUAAAUUUGCUUAUAUUGAAAAAAAAAUUCAUUAUUCCAAUGUUCAAUUAAUAGAUAGCUUUUUAAAAACAAAUACAAAAGUUGCAAUUAGAUAUACUGAUGACAAUCAAAUAAUUAGAAUUUCUAAAAAAUCGGGAAUUAUAAUACCAUGGCCAAGAGAAAAAAAUAAAGAAAAUGAAAAUGAAGAAGUAGAAGAAAACCCUUUAGAUACUUCCCCACAGGAAGCUUUAAAAAAAACAUAUGAUUAUAAAACAGAUGUGAAAUUCAUGAAUAUAUUAAGGCAAACGGUCAACAAAUAUAAUAGAGAAUUAUCUUAA
This is a messenger RNA of Plasmodium relictum, 585 nucleotides long. Its product is annotated as 50S ribosomal protein L24, putative. Gene Ontology annotation, biological process: translation. The coding region runs from base 1 to 585 and encodes 194 amino acids. Gene Ontology annotation, cellular component: mitochondrion; ribosome. Gene Ontology annotation, molecular function: RNA binding; structural constituent of ribosome. The record is from RefSeq and is a predicted model, not a curated record. The transcript has a single exon. Lineage: Eukaryota; Apicomplexa; Aconoidasida; Haemosporida; Plasmodiidae.